AUGGAUCUGCCGCCUGCCCCUACCCAAGACCCCCGCUACGACUUCAUAGGACUCUUCACGUUGAAAGCCCUGAAGUUGAAACCAGAAAAAUGGCUUCGAGUUAUAACUACAGAGGAGUACAAAGCCGUAGUAGACCAGUUCCUCAACCAGCCUCUGCCUUUGCUGUUGGUGGUGGUGUUGACGAAUGCCAACCAGCUCGUCCCGGUGGUGUCCUUUCCGUGCAAUUUGAAGAACAAGUCAUGUUACUUCGUGAAGUCGAUGCCAGAUGUCGUCCCGAAGGAAGGGUGUGGUGAAAUGCUUAUUUAUGGUGAUCUGGCACCAAAACUAAUAGACGAACUAGCGUCUUUGGUGGACGAAAUAUUCGUGCCUCUGCUGUCGAACCCCAUCAACCACGAAGGGUGGCCCCUCGUCGUGUCCCAGGAUAUCCUGAAGCAGAUCCAUAAUUUGAAGAGCACUGUUAAUGAGGUAAAAGGCAAAGUAAACGGCCAGACCAUACUCCCUCUACCAGUGGGGGUAGAACUAGUCCAUGAUGCGGAGAAGCAAGUGCUGAGAGGCGAGGAGGUGGAUCUGUACCUAAAGAGCGCUAUUGAAGGCGUCGUCAUCAAGUGGGCUCAGCAGGUCAAUGACGUCAUGAACGAUGACUCUGCACUGGCUUUCGAGAAUGGACAGAACCCACUGCCGAGUGUUGAGCUCGCCUAUUGGAGGUCCAGGCUCAACAACCUGAACUACAUUUACGACCAGCUGUGCAGCGAGCGCGUGCGCUGCAUGUCCGUCAUACUCGAGAAGACUUCCUCUGCUUAUUACCCUUGCUACAGCCGAUUGUACAAAAACACCAUCUCUGCUUUAGAAGAAGCAAAAGAAAUCGACUUGUAUAUCCAUACUUUAGACAAACACUUCUUCAAAUUAGAAAUAGCCGAUUUCACGGAAUGUCAAGUCUUGUUUCGACCAAUGUUUCAUGUGAUUUGCAUGAUUUGGCGAGACUCCAAAUACUACUGUAGUUCUUCAAAGUUGAUUGUGCUGCUGAAGCAAAUAAAUAAUCUACUUAUUUAUACGGCGAAAAAAUGUCUUGAUCCAACAACCAUCUUUCAAAGUGAUAUCACUGAAGCAGCGUUGCGCAUACGCCUAAGCAUUGAAGCUAUAAAGGACUAUAGGACUACUUUUGAUUACUUUAAAGACAACUUGCAGAAAUACUUUGGGGAAAGAAAAGUAUCACCGUGGGUCUUCGAUACAAACGCCGUUUUUGAAAGACUGGAUAAAUUUUCAGAACGGCUCACUACUAUUCUGUGGUUUUUUGAAACGGUCUUAGAAUUCCGGAAACUAGAUAACAUAGAAAUAGGUGGCAUCAAAGGUAAAAUACUCAGUGGGGAGUUGAGGGAGAUUUCAACAGAAUUCGAAUCUUACUAUCAAGGUUUCGCGUCAAAGACUUACGAUGUUCUCGACCCUGAUGACGUAAGGUUUAUAGCAGAUUUCAAAGGAUUUCAAGAAAAUAUCAUUGAUUUGGAUUUAAAAUUGGCAACUGUUUUAGUUGACGCUUUUGAUAACUAUCCUACACUGGAUGAUAUAUUCAAGCUGAUCGAAAUAGCUGGAACAAUAUUGGAUCGCCCUUUGAUAAAGAGUCAAUUCGCAGCUAAGUUCGCCGAGAUAAUUGAUAUGCUCGACAAAGAAAUGACAGCAUGCGAAACGAAGUACAACGAGCAACUUGAACGUCUUGAAAACUUCGGUAUUAUGGAGAUUGAUGUUUACAUGCCUCCCGUAGCAGGAGGAUUGGCAUUCAUGUCGACGCUGGCUGCCAGGAUCACCAAGCCUGUAAUUUUAGAUAUAAUGAAAGAAAUUCAUCAGCUACUCAGAAAUCCAGAGUUUCAAAACGAUAUACCGAAAGAAGGUCUAGAUUUAUUUAAAAAACAAGAUACUUAUAGACUGUAUCAAAUAAACUUAGGGAUUACAUUGAAAUGGUAUAAUGAAUUGAGAGAAAAUAGUCAGCAAGUAGAAUUUGAUUUAGUGGAGAAAGAAAUAAAGGCAAUCGAUCACUUAAUUGAAAUAUCUGAAAACGAAUUAAAUUGGAAUUCGCCAAAUCUGUGGGAGCAUUUGCAGGAGCUGCACAAGUUAGUAGGUAAUUUAUAUGAAAGAAUGGGAAAAGUACAAGCUAAUUUUAAAGACAUAAGAGCCGUUAUGCGUGAGUGGGAGUGUCUACCUCUUUUUGAAAGAAAGGAAGGGAGGAAGGAUACGCUCCUUAAUUUAGAAGAUAGGCAAGAUAAGAAAAAUAAACGUUAUGAUACUAUAAUCAAAACUGCCGAACGUAUUCGUGAACUUAUAAGACAGAAUAUGGAAUUGUUUAACAUGCAAGAAAACCAAGACUGUGAAGCUUGGAAAAAAUACGUUGCUUUUGUCGACGAUUUGAUGGAAGACUCUUUGUAUAAAUGUAUUGCUUGUAGUUUGGGCUAUAUUUCUGAGCAUAUGAACCCUAAACAUAAUCUGGCUCCAUUGUUGAAAGCUCAAUUAGAACUUUUGGAUCCUGAAAUGGUUUUCGAUCCAACUUUAGAUGUAAAUGAUGAAAAAGGCUUAAUGGCUAUAUUGAAAGGGAUAAUUGAAGACAUACUAAAAAUGUCCACCCUCAUUGAAAGAAUCGACGUUUCUAAAGAAACAUCCUAUGAACACGAAAUUCUAAAUAAUAGCGUUAUUAUAGAAAUUAAAAAUGAGAUCAUAAAUGAGGUAAAUAAGGUAAUAGACGACGCUAAUAAAUUCUGCAAAACAUUUGAACCUUACUAUUACCUCUGGUUAGAAGAAAGAGAUGGAGUUAUGGAGAUAUUUUUAACCUAUGGAAGAAUACUAACACCAGAAGAGAUGGAUAGGAUUGGUUCAGAAGAUGACGAAAAUCCAGCACCUAAAGCACGUGCUCCUACGAUGAAAGGAUUUAGACAGCAAAUAGAUCAUUUUGAAAAUCUUUUCUUGGAGAUUGAAGAAAUUGAUCCAUACAAAGUAUUUGAUUGUUGGUUUCAGGUCGACAUCAGGCCCUUCUUGCAAGCCCUCUUAAAUUUGACUAGAAAAUGGGGAAAUAUGUACAAAGAACAUUUGGUAGAGCUUGUGACAUCAAACUUGACUGAUUUGGGUAAUUUCAUUCGUAAAGCUGACGAAGGACUUAUUCAGCCUGUAGUGGAAGGUGAUUAUCAAGCUCUUAUUAAUGUGAUGGGGUAUUUGAUGAACGUCAAAGAUCGGACUGAAGCUACUGAUAAAAUGUUUCAACCAGUCACAGAGACUAUCAAUCUCCUCAAGUUCUACUUGGUUGAUAUACCUGAGGAAGUUAACGUUUUACUUCAGGAACUACCUCUACAAUGGGCAGCAACUAAGAAAUUAGCAGGAACAGUAAAACAAACAGUUGCUGCUCUACAACAAGCUGAAGUUAGUGGCAUCAAAGAGAAAAUAAAAAUAUUUGACGCACUAGCUAUACACUACAAGGAAGUGUUUAAAAGAUACAACUUUUUUAAAUUCGACUGUCAAAAUCCGUACGAAGUGAUGGCCAGAGUGGAUUUAGAGAUGUCUCAUUUAGAAACAGAAAUGAAUAAUAUACAAGAAUCCGGUUCAUUGUUUGAAGUGAAUGUGCCAGAGUUUAAGAUACUGAAGCAAUGUAGAAAAGAACUGCGAAUGUUAAAGCAACUUUGGGACUACGUUUACAUAGUGAAAACUAGCAUUGAGAAUUGGAAAACUACUCCAUGGCGGAAAAUUGACGUGGAAAACAUGGACAUAGAAUGUAAAAAGUUUGCAAAAGAAAUCAGACUUUUAGAUAAGGAAAUGAGGGGUUGGGAUACUUACAUCAACUUAGAGGCUAAUGUAAAAAAUAUGUUGACGUCUGUGCGAGCUGUUGGUGAACUGCAAAAUCCAGCCAUCAGAGAUCGUCACUGGGAUCAGUUACUGACAAGCACGAAGAGUUUGGCCGCUUUACCCUCAGAGCUUACAAUUCGAAUUGUAAUGGAUGAUAAUGCCACACUCGCUGAUUUGCUACUUCUGAACCUUCACGAAUGUGUGGAGGAAGUAAAAAAUAUAGUAGACAAAGCUGUAAAAGAGAUGUCAAUGGAAAAAGUUCUUAGAGACCUAGAUGCGACAUGGAAAAGAAUGGAGUUUGAUCAAGACAUCCAUCCAAAAAAUGGUGCCCUAUUGCUAAAAGCUAGGGAAGAGCUGAUAGAAACUUUAGAAGAAAAUCAGGUUUUGGUCCAAAAUUUAAUGACGUCAAAGUAUAUUGCGCACUUCUUGAAAGAAGUCUCGUGCUGGCAGCACAAGUUAUCCACCGCAGACCAAGUGAUUACCAUGUGGUUCGAAGUGCAGCGGACUUGGGCUAACAUGGAGAGCAUAUUUAUGAGCUCUGAUGACAUCAGGAUACAAUUACCUGAAGAUUCAGACAGAUUUGAUAAAAUUGAUGCAGCAUUUAGGAAUUUAUCUAUAGAAAUGGCCAAAACUCCAAACGUAGUGAAAGGAACUAACCAAGAAGGGUUAAUUGAGAAACUCGAAGAUUUACAGAAGGAUUUGCUUCUUUGCGAGAAAGCACUCUCGGAAUAUUUAGAAACUAAAAGAUUGGCAUUCCCAAGAUUUUAUUUCGUGUCCUCCGCGGACCUUUUGGAUAUUUUGUCUAAUGGUGAUCAAGCUGAUCUUGUAAUAAGACAUCUCACAAAACUUUUUGACUCAAUGGCAAUUCUGAGGUUUAUUGAAAGCGAGAACCCAGAAGAAAAAUUGGCAAUGGGAAUGAUAGCCAAGGACACUGAAUAUGUGACAUUCCACGGGACGUGUGACUGUACUGGCCCAGUAGAAAUAUGGUUAAAUAGACUCCAAGACAUGAUGAGGUCCACGAUUCGUCAAUAUUUUGAAGAUGCUGUAAUCUCUCUCGAAGUAAAACCACGAGAAGAGUGGCUUUUCGAUUUCAUGGCCCAAGUAUCUCUCUGUGGUUCGCAAAUUUGGUGGACCACCGAAGUGAAUAACGCCUUUGUAAGAAUAGAAGGUGGUUACGAAAAUGGUUUGAAAGAUUAUUACAAGAAACAGUUGCAUCAACUUAGUACGUUGAUCACGUUACUAAUAGGGGAGCUCAGUAAGCAGGACAGGCAGAAGGUGAUGACGAUUUGUACUAUUGAUGUCCAUUCGAGAGAUGUAGUCAACAAAUUGAUCUUGGCUAAAGUGGAUGAAGGUUCAUCUUUUCAAUGGCAAUCGCAACUGAGACACAGAUGGGGCAAGGCUGAAGGGCACUGUUUUGCUAAUAUCUGCGACGCGCAAUUCAAAUACAGUUACGAAUACUUGGGAAACACCCCAAGACUGGUCAUAACACCAUUGACUGACAGGUGCUACAUCACGCUAACUCAGUCUUUACAUCUUAUAAUGGGAGGAGGCCCAGCAGGCCCAGCUGGUACAGGGAAAACAGAAACUACGAAAGACUUAGGAAGAGCCUUGGGCAUUAUGGUUUAUGUCUUCAAUUGCUCUGAACAAAUGGAUUACCAGUCUUGUGGCAAUAUUUACAAAGGAUUAGCACAAACAGGAGCUUGGGGAUGCUUUGAUGAGUUCAACAGGAUCUCUGUUGAAGUGCUAUCCGUAGUAGCAGUACAAGUGAAAUCUAUACAGGAUGCCAUAAGGGACAAAAAACAGCAGUUCAAUUUUAUGGGAGAAAUAAUAUCAUUAGUACCAAGCGUUGGAGUAUUUGUAACAAUGAACCCUGGCUACGCAGGCAGAACAGAAUUGCCAGAAAAUCUAAAGGCACUGUUCAGACCUUGCGCCAUGGUUGUACCAGAUUUCGAAUUGAUUUGUGAAAUCAUGUUGGUAGCUGAGGGUUUCCAAGAGGCGAAAAUCCUUGCAAGCAAGUUUAUAACUUUGUACACUUUAUGUAAGGAACUGUUGUCGAAGCAAGAUCAUUAUGAUUGGGGACUGAGAGCUAUAAAAUCUGUAUUAGUAGUAGCGGGGUCUUUGAAGAGAGGAGACCCUGGCCGUCCUGAAGAAGAAGUGUUGAUGAGGACGCUACGGGACUUCAAUAUUCCUAAGAUUGUAAUUGAUGACAUGUCAGUAUUUAUUGGUCUUGUUAGCGACUUAUUCCCGGCAAUAGAUGUACCACGCAGGAGAGAUUUGGAUUUCGAGAAGAUUGUAAAACAAGCAGCUAGAGAUCUUCUCCUGCAAGCUGAAGACAAUUUCGUUAUGAAAGUUGUCCAACUGGAAGAGUUAUUAGAAGUUCGACAUUCAGUGUUUGUUGUUGGCAAUGCCGGUUGUGGUAAAACUCAAGUAUGGAAAACUCUUUUCAAAACAUACCAGAAUAUUGAAAAGAAACCAAUCUUUAACGAUUUGAACCCAAAAGCUGUAACAAAUGACGAGUUAUUCGGUAUCAUCAAUCCAGCAACCAGAGAAUGGAAAGAUGGCCUCUUCUCGGUCAUAAUGAGAGACCAAGCUAAUUUAGGGGGAGAUAACCCGAAAUGGAUUGUCUUAGAUGGGGAUAUAGACCCGAUGUGGAUUGAGUCAUUGAAUACUGUGAUGGAUGAUAAUAAAAUAUUGACACUGGCUAGCAAUGAACGAAUUGCUGUUACUCCCUCUAUGCGGCUUAUGUUUGAGAUUUCUAAUUUACGGACUGCUACUCCAGCUACAGUUUCUAGAGCUGGUAUUCUUUAUAUCAACCCUCAAGAUUUGGGAUGGAAUCCUUAUGUUACGAGUUGGAUUGAAACAAGGGAAGAUCCAACUGAAAAAGCAAAUUUAGUUAACCUUUUCGAUAAUUACGUCCCGUCGUGUGUAGAAACCUUAGGAGGCAGAUUCAAAACGAUAACUCCUAUAGUAGAGAUGGCUCAUAUUCAGAUGUUGUGUCAUCUGUAGUGCCUGUUUAUCCCUGCAAACACUCCAGUCGGCUGCCCGAAGGAAUGGCAUGAAAUAUACUUUGUUUUUGCUUGUGUCUGGGCGUUCGGAUCAGCGUUGUAUCACGAGCCAGGGAUUGAUUACAGAAUGGAGUUUUCCAAGUGGUGGGCGAAAGAAUACAAAUCCGUCCCGUUCCCACCAGAAGGAACAGUGUUCGACUACUUUAUAAAUGAGAAGAAACAGUUCAUUCCUUGGACAGAGAAAAUACCAAAAUUCGAAUUGGACACCGACACUCCAUUACAAGCUGUACUUGUACCAACAGCAGAAACAUUGAGAGUGAGGUUCUUUCUGGAUUUGCUAAUGAAAGACAAACAUCCAGUUAUGUUGGUCGGUGGUGCUGGUUGUGGUAAAACUGUCUUAGUUAAUGAGAAGUUGCAGUCACUUCCAGAAAACUACGCCAUCCAAUCAGUACCAUUUAAUUUCUACACCACAUCUGAAAUGCUGCAGAAGAUCUUAGAAAAACCUCUAGAGAAAAAGGCCGGUCGAAAUUACGGUCCUCCAGGGAAUAAGACUCUGAUUUACUUCAUAGAUGACAUGAACAUGCCCGAAGUAGAUGCUUACGGAACUGUCCAACCACAUACUAUAAUAAGGCAGCACAUAGACUACCAUCAUUGGUAUGAUCGUACCAAGCUUUCUCUAAAAGAUAUUCACAAUACCCAGUACGUUUCUUGUAUGAAUCCAAAGUCGGGCAGUUUCACUAUUAACCCAAGAUUACAAAGGCACUUCUCUGUGUUUGCUGUCAGCUUUCCUAAUAACGAGGCGCUGAACUAUAUUUAUUACUCCAUUUUGUAUCAGCAUUUGACUAACCCGGAGUUUAGGAUUAAUCCUUUGGUGAUCAAAUUAUCUUCAACUAUGGUCAAAGUUACAAUAUUAUUGCAUAAUAAAGUCAAUCAAAUAUUUCUUCCCACUGCAUUAAAAUUCCAUUACAUCUUCAAUCUUCGAGAUUUGUCUAAUAUCUUCCAGGGUUUCCUAUUCACCACCAAUGAGUGCUUGCUGAAUCCAUCAGAUUUGAUUAGGCUAUGGAUACAUGAAACUAGUCGAGUUUACGGAGACAAAUUGACAGAGGAAAAAGAUAUCGAAGCCUUUGCGAAAAUGCAAGUUGACAUGCUAAAGAAGAAUUUAGAUGAGAUAGAAGACCAAGUAGUUUUCAAGAAACCCAACAUUUAUUGUCAUUUUGCUGACGGCAUAGGUGAUCCCAAGUACAUGCCGAUAGAGUCAUGGGAGCACUUGAGCAAACUUCUCAACGAGGCCAUGGCUAGCUACAAUGACCUCAUUGCAGCUAUGAGCUUAGUGCUUUUUGAAGAUGCCAUGGCGCAUAUUUGCAGGAUUAGUCGUAUCCUGGAGAGUCCUCGAGGCAGCGCUCUCUUAGUUGGUGUAGGUGGUUUUGGCAAACAGUCGUUAUCGCGAUUAGCUGCAUUUAUAUCUACUUUGGAAGUCCUACAAAUCCAGUUAAAGAAAGGCUAUGGAGUUGCUGAUUUGAAGAAUGAACUCAAUGGUCUAUACAUAAAAACUGGCCUCAAAAAUGUUGGUGUAAUGUUUCUGAUGACGGACGCACAGGUGGCCAAUGAACAGUUUCUUGUGCUCAUCAAUGACCUGUUGGCAUCUGGCGAGGUAGCUGAUCUAUUCCCUGACGAUGAAGUUGAAAAUAUAUUGGGCGCUGUGAGAAAUGAGGUAAAAGCAGCAGGAUUACCAGAUACAAGAGAAGUGUGUUGGAAGUUCUUCAUAGACCGAGUUCGUAAGCAGCUGAAAGUGGUUUUGUGUUUCUCACCAAUAGGGUCCACCUUGAGGGUCAGGGCUAGGAAGUUCCCGGCUCUGAUCAACUCUACUUCUAUCAACUGGUUCCACGAAUGGCCGCAAGAGGCUUUGGUGACGGUAGCCAUGACUUUUUUGCAAAAUUUGGAAGCGCUACCAGAACCACUGAAGGAUUCAGUUGCAAAGUUCAUGUCCUACGUACACACUUCAGUGAACAACAUUUCCAGAGAUUAUCUGGCUAAUGAUCGGAGAUACAAUUACACGACCCCUAAAAGUUUCCUAGAGCAAAUCAGCCUUUACUCCAAAUUGAUAACGCACAAAUCUGUAGAUCUAUGCGAGAAAAUAAUAAGAUUGGAGAAUGGCUUGGAGAAGCUCCGCUGUACUGCAGUGCAAGUGGCCGAGCUAAAAAAGAAGCUGGCUGUUGAGGAGAUUGAUCUGGCGCAGAAGAACGCCAUCGCUGACAAACUCAUCGAGAACGUCGGCAUUGAGACUGCUAAAGUUACUGUUGAGAAAGAACUGGCUGACGACGAGGAGGAGAGAGUCGCAGUAAUUGCUGACGAAGUGAAGAAGAAACAGAAAGACUGCGCUGAAGAUUUGAUCAAAGCGGAGCCAGCUCUCCAGGCUGCUCAAGAAGCUUUGAAUACACUGAACAAAGCCAACCUUACUGAACUGAAGUCUUUCGGCUCUCCCCCCGAUGCAGUGACCAAUGUAACUGCUGCUGUGAUGGUCAUCAUGGCUCCUAAUGGCAAAAUACCGAAGGAUAGGAGCUGGAAAGCAGCUAAGCUGGUGAUGUCAAAAGUUGACGUGUUUCUAGAUGCACUCAUAAAUUACGAUAAAGAAAACAUCCAUCCAGAUGUCAUCAAAGCUAUACAGCCAUAUUUGAAAGACGCUGAAUUUGAACCAGAGUUCAUAAGAUCAAAAUCAGCUGCAGCAGCUGGUCUUUGUGCCUGGGUGAUAAACAUCAUAAAGUUCUAUGAGGUGUUCUGCGAAGUCAUGCCGAAGAGGAACGCAUUGUUAGCCGCCAAUGCUGAGCUGGCUGAGGCGCAAGAGAGCUUGAAAAACAUCAAGGCGAAAGUAGCUGCCCUUGAAGCGUUAUUAGCUUCGUUGACGGCUCAGUUCCAAAAAGCCGUGGCCGAGAAGAUGAAAUGCCAAGCCAAGGCUGAUGCCACCAACGCCAUCAUUUCUCUAGCCAACCGGCUCGUCAACGGACUGGCCAGUGAGAAUAUUCGCUGGGCUGAGGCGGUCACAAACUUCAAGAUACAGAGCACAACCUUGCCUGGGGAUAUCCUGCUGGUGUGUGCCUUUAUAUCAUACGUGGGCUGCUUCACCAAGCCAUAUCGUCUUGAAUUGCAGAGGCUAUGGCUUAACUAUUUGAAGAUGUUAGAUCCCGCAGUACCCACAACUGAAGGUUUGGAUCCCUUGACGAUGUUGACAGAUGACACGCAAAUCGCCAUGUGGCAGAACGAAGGACUACCUUCAGAUCGGAUGAGCACUGAGAAUGCUACUGUACUCUCCAACUCUGACAGAUGGCCUUUGAUGAUUGAUCCACAGCUUCAAGGUGUAAAGUGGAUCAAGCAGAAGUAUGGUGACAAACUCCAGGUCAUCCGACUUGGGCAAAAAGGUUACUUGGAAACAAUAGUAGAUGCUGUCGUCAAAGGAGAGGUCGUUCUCCUGGAAAACAUUGGAGAGACUGUUGACCCGGUGCUUGAUCCGUUGCUGGGGAGAAUUUUGAUCAAGAAAGGAAAGGCAAUCAAGAUCGGCGACAAAGAAGUAGAGUAUAACCCGAAUUUUCGAUUGAUCAUUCACACGAAGUUAGCAAAUCCGCACUACCAGCCUGAAAUGCAAGCUCAAACAACCCUGGUUAACUUCACCGUAACCAGGGACGGUCUUGAAGACCAGCUCUUAGCCGAAGUAGUCAAAGCCGAAAGACCAGAUUUGGAAAGCUUGAAAGCUGAAUUAACGAGACAGCAAAAUGAAUUUAAAAUCAAGUUAAAAGAAUUAGAAGACAAUCUACUGUCGAGCCUUUCGUCUGCAGGAGAAAAUAUAUUAGCAAAUCCUGCAUUGGUAGAUAACUUAGAAACGACGAAAAAUACUGCUGAUGAUAUUGAACGAAAGGUAAAUGAAGCGAAGGUUACUUCUUGUGAAAUAGAUAUAGCACGUGAAUUCUACCGACCAGCAGCAGCCAGGGCUUCGCUUUUGUACUUCAUUCUCAACGAUCUGAAUAUUAUCAACCCGAUCUACCAGUUUUCCUUAAAGGCCUUCAGCGUAGUAUUCCUGAAAGCGUUAAGCCGAGCGAAACCAGCGAGUGACUUGCAAGAGCGCAUUAAGAACCUUAUAGACUGCAUUAGCUUCUCAGUCUUUCAGUAUACUUCCAGAGGGUUGUUUGAGUGUGACAAACUUAUUUUUGCGUCGCUUGUGACCUUCCAGAUACUUGUGAUGAGUGAAGAAAUAUCUCCAGAAGAACUGGACUUCUUACUCCGGUUUCCUAUCAAACCACACGUAGCUAGCCCAGUAGACUUUCUUUCUGAUCAUAGUUGGGGAGGCAUCUGUUCUUUGUCUGGAAAGUUGGAGUUCACCAACCUUGAUAGAGAUAUCGAGUCUGCUCCUCUUAAAUGGAAAAAGGUCGUUGAGAUGGAAUGCCCUGAGCGAGAGAAGUUUCCUCAAGAUUGGGAGGAUAAAACACCACUACAACGUCUAUGUAUGAUGCGAGCCUUACGACCAGAUAGAAUGGUCUAUGCAGUAGCAGCAUUCAUCGAAGAGAAAAUGGGUGGGAAAUACACAGAAAACAGAACAAUGGAAUUCAGCAAGUCGUUUGAGGAGACUAGCUCUACCACUCCGAUAUUCUUCAUACUAUCUCCAGGAGUGAACCCAUUGACCGAUGUAGAAAGUUUGGGUAAAGCCAUGGGAUAUACGAUUGAUGGUGGUAACUUCCACAAUGUAUCGCUGGGUCAAGGUCAAGAAAUAGUGGCUGAGCAGGCAAUGGAUAUGGCUGUGAAGGAGGGGCAAUGGGUGGUAUUACAGAACAUUCACUUGGUGAAAAAGUGGCUUCCAACCCUCGAGAAGAAGAUGGAAAGUUUUACCAGCGGUUGUCACGACGAUUUCAGGUUGUUUAUGUCAGCUGAGCCUGCUGAAUCGGCGGAGUCCCAUAUCAUACCGCAGGGAAUCCUGGAGUCCAGCAUAAAGAUCACUAACGAACCACCUACAGGAAUGCUGGCAAACAUCCACAAAGCACUAGACAAUUUCACUCAAGAAACGCUGGAGAUGUGUGGCAAAGAUACCGAGUUUAAAGGCAUUCUGUUUGCUCUCUGCUACUUCCAUGCAGUUGUAGCAGAAAGGAGAAAGUUUGGACCACAAGGGUGGAACAAAGUAUAUCCCUUCAACGUUGGUGACUUGUCCAUAAGCGUUUUGGUAUUGUACAACUAUUUGGAAGCGAAUGAGUUCGUUCCUUGGGAUGACUUGAGAUAUCUCUUCGGUGAAAUUAUGUACGGAGGUCAUAUCACUGACGACUGGGAUCGGCGACUUUGUAACGCGUAUUUAGAAGAACUCAUGCAACCUGAUCUAGUUGAAGGUGAACUAGAAUUAGCACCCGGCUUCAUAGCUCCUCCAAAUACAGACUAUCCUGGCUACCAUCAGUACAUAGAAGAUAAGUUGCCACCAGAAUCACCUUACUUAUACGGACUCCAUCCCAACGCAGAAAUUGGGUUUUUGACGACCACUUCUGAGAACCUCUUCAGAACUAUAUUCGAAAUGCAGCCGAGGGACAGUCAGGCUUCUGGUGGAGCUACUGUUACAAGGGAAGAAAAGGUGAAACUAAUGAUAGAUGAAAUCCUGGAGAAGCUGCCAGUAGAAUACAACAUGGUAGAGAUAAUGAAUAGAGUUGAGGAAAGGACUCCAUACAUAGUCGUGGCGUUCCAGGAGUGUGAAAGAAUGAACGCUCUGACCGGGGAGAUGAAGCGUUCGCUGAGAGAGCUGGAUCUAGGCUUGAAGGGGGAGCUGACAAUAACAUCGGUUAUGGAAGAGUUGGAUAAUGCACUAUUUUUGGACCAGGUUCCAGUAAUAUGGUCCAAUAAGGCAUACCCUUCCUUGUUGGGGCUGGCAGCAUGGUUUAUAGACUUGACUCUUCGAAUCAAAGAGCUUCAGGCAUGGGCCACUGAUUUUAUUCUACCACCAUCAAUAUGGUUGCCUGGCUUCUUCAACCCCCAGAGUCUUCUGACGGCUAUAAUGCAAAGCACAGCUCGAAAGUAUGAGUUGCCACUGGACAAAAUGUGUCUCCAGUGUGAUGUUACGAAGAAAAUGAUAAAAGAUUUUACAUCAGGUCCUCAAGACGGAGCGUUCGUCCACGGACUGCUGAUGGAAGGUGCCCGCUGGGACGUCCUGGCUGGGGUCAUAGCGGAUUCUUUGCUGAAGGAACUCUUCCCACCAAUGGCGGUCAUCAAUGUUAGGGCAAUCACCCAGGACAAGCAGGACCUGCGCAACAUGUACGAGUGCCCGGUGUACAAGACGCGCACGCGCGGGCCCACCUACGUCUGGACCUUCAACCUCAAGACCAAGGACAAGCCCUCCAAGUGGACCCUCGCCGGAGCCGCGUUGCUGCUGCAAAUAUAAAUAAAAUAACCCAAUAAAAUAAAUCGAUAGACUGACACGAUCUACACUAGAGUAGAUCGUGGGAAGCACCUAAGUGCGGGAGCACAGGGCCGGUUGCUGUGCAGCAGUGGACGCCUUGGGCUAAAACGAACGAAACGAAGUAACAAAUAUCGUGAUAUUAAAAUAGGUAUUCUAAGUUCUUGCUUUAUGUUUGCCUGAAUACAAAACCUUUGCCUUUAUUCAAUCACUUAAAAGUUUGCUAUGUAACGAUACGAGAUCACUCACUAACGUACUAACUUUACACUCGCCAGAUGAUCAAGUAAAUAAAUUACCUAGUCAAUUUAUUAUAAUUUGUGUUUAGAAUAAUAAGAACCUCAAAUGACUUUGAUAGAACACCACCAAUUGUUAAAAAAUCACCUUUGGGUACAAAAGGUAAAG
Molecule: messenger RNA, 13635 nt
Organism: Ostrinia furnacalis (Asian corn borer)
Lineage: Eukaryota; Metazoa; Arthropoda; Insecta; Lepidoptera; Crambidae
Product: dynein beta chain, ciliary-like
Biological process (GO): microtubule-based movement
Cellular component (GO): dynein complex
Molecular function (GO): dynein light intermediate chain binding; ATP hydrolysis activity; dynein intermediate chain binding
Source: RefSeq, a predicted model, not a curated record